Messenger RNA from Mobula hypostoma (lesser devil ray), 5755 nucleotides. Its product is annotated as poly(ADP-ribose) glycohydrolase-like. Lineage: Eukaryota; Metazoa; Chordata; Chondrichthyes; Myliobatiformes; Myliobatidae. The coding region runs from base 270 to 1871 and encodes 533 amino acids. Gene Ontology annotation, molecular function: poly(ADP-ribose) glycohydrolase activity. Gene Ontology annotation, biological process: carbohydrate metabolic process; nucleotide-sugar metabolic process; regulation of DNA repair. The transcript has 16 exons. Gene Ontology annotation, cellular component: cytoplasm; nucleus. The record is from RefSeq and is a predicted model, not a curated record.
GAGCUCCUGGCACUGGGAGAAAGCACUUUGAAUUGAAACCAUCAGGAUGCCUGCUGUCUGUGUCUGAUCUGCCGCGGUCAGUGGAGCGCACGGCUGGGAGACAGCGCCACCCAGAGGCAUCGGGCGGUACUGCCACAGUGUGGGUCGCACUCGCCGUCCCUGAGACCCGAUCAGGAGACACUGUCCAAGGUCAAGCACUGAAUCCCCCGAUCUCAGGAGGACCGCAAACCCCAGGGUGAGUUCUGAGGAAGCGAGCCGCAGGCUGUGAAAUGGAGCGGGAGCAGAUGCAAUGCACUCCGGCGGGAUUUGAAUCCCACCUUUCCGCUAACGGCUGCUCUGGUCCGGACGGGGCAGAGGUGAUGGACACUGGAGCUGACAUUUCUGGGACACAGUUGCUCAGACCAACAUCAGAUCACACCAUCUGUGUGGAGGUCUCUGGAGUUCACUUCGGGAAGCUGUUUCCCUUCACCAUUGCCAAGCCAGAAGCAACCUGGAGCCCACGGUAUGUGAAGAUGCCGUUCUCUACUUCCAACAGGCAGAUUCGGUUCGUACCUGGACAGUGUGGUGGAAGGGAGGUUCAUCGUUGGGAGGUUAUAAAAGAGGCUUUGGACAGGCCUGUCUUCAAAACAGCUAAGGACUUGGUGGGAGUGAUCACGCAGUAUAACCCAAAGUAUGCCAACGAAUGGACGUUUAUGGGACUCCAUCACUACCUGAAACAGAUGGAUCACAGUGAACGACAGUUUCUGCUGGAGAAGCUCCUGCCGCAGAUGGCCCGGCUCGCUCUGCGGUUGCCCGAGUUGUGUCAGCUGCCCAUUCAGCUGCUGAGGGUGGGAAUGAAACACGCCAUCUCUAUGUCCCAGGAGCAGGUUGCCUGUCUGUUGGCCAAUGCCUUCUUCUGCACGUUCCCCCAUCGCAAUUCCACACACCGCCGUUCUGAGUACUUCAAAUUCCCAAGCAUCAACUUCAACAGGUUGUUUGAGAUAACCUCACAAAGAACGUUCGAGAAACUGAACACCAUCUUCUGCUACUUCAGAAUGGUUACAGAAAAUAUGCCCAGAGGUCUGGUUACGUUUCAGAGGUGUGGCUUGGAUUCGGCCAUUGAGUGGAAGAGGUCUCAGUGUAAGGUGACCCAACUUCGUGCCACCAGUGAAGGCACCAUAGAGGACGAGGGAAAAGGCCUGUUGCAGGUGGACUUUGCCUCAGCGAUGGUAGGAGGUGGUGUCCUGGGCCAAGGGCUCGUCCAAGAGGAAGUCCGGUUCCUCAUCAACCCCGAACUGAUCGUGGCGAGGCUCUUCACUGAGAGACUGGACGAGUCCGAGUGUCUGGUUAUUACAGGGGCUCAACGAUACAGCGAGUACACGGGGUACAGCGACUCGUACCGAUGGGCGAGACCCCACCACGACACAACUCCACGGGACCCGUGGCUGCGUCGUCAGACAGAAAUAGUGGCCAUCGAUGCCUUGAAGUUUAGCGACCCCAUUGACCAGUACAAACCUGACUGCCUGAAGAGGGAGCUGACUAAGGCCUACUGUGGAUUUUCAUGUCGUGUGAUACCAGACAGCCAGCGGACAGCUGUUGCCACGGGCAACUGGGGCUGUGGAGCUUUCAACGGAGACGUAAAGCUGAAAGCUCUCAUUCAGAUCAUGGCUGCUGCCCAGGCUCAGAGGAACGUGGUGUACUUCACCUUUGGAGACGUUAACUCGAAGACAGCCAUACAGAAAAUGCAUCAAGUUUUGCAAAGCAGAAAUGUCACUGUGGGACAAAUCUACAACCUUCUGGAGAAAUACUCGCAAAUGGCUGUCACAAGGAGCCGACCAGACCUUUACGAUUUCAUUCAGAGCAACGUGGACUGUUUAAGGGGGCGGUACUGACAGCUGAAGGGGAGCAGAUGCCAGCCAACGACUGGGGAGCAAAUCUCAGUGAGAACUUCUCCCGAAUCAGCUGGACACUGAGAAGACGUUACAUUGUGCUGAGGAGAGGCGAAGAGAAUGUGGAACGCCUGCGUCGUGCAUGGACCUACUCUUAGGGUUAAAAUGGUCAAGAUUAACUCUUUGCGUGGAGGAUUCCCUGGUGGUUAGAGUGGCUCCACUUAUUAUGUACUCUGUGGGGGAAAAUAGCUGACCAUGUUCAAAGGUGAUGGUUGUAAGGCAAAGUGAAUGUGGGAAUGGAGAAACGGGCUCUCAGUAAUCUGCAAUGUCACCUAAAGUGCCAAAUGAUGGAAAUAUGGAAUAUAAGACAGAUUUAAGGAUCUGGCAGGAGGUACGGCAGCAGGUAGGGAAGGUGAGGAAAAACUCUAAUGAAGCAAGCAGUUAUGGCUUGGAAUUCACUACAUAUCAGAAUCAGGUUGAAUAUCACUGACAUAUGUCGAGAAAUCUGUUGUUUUGCCGGGAGCAUUACAGUGUGACACAUAAUAUAAAUUACAAUAAGAAAUAUACAUUAAAAAUUUUUUAAAUGGUGCAAAAAGAGCCUAAGAUGGUGUGUGUCUUCGGGCUCCUGUACCUCCUCCCUGAUGGUAGCAAUGAGAAGAGGGCCUGUCCUGGGUGAUGGAUGGUGCCUUUUUGAGGCACCACAUUUGAAGGUGCCCUGGAUGCCGUGGAGGCCAGUGCCCAUGAUGGAGCUGCCUGCGUUUGUAACCCUCUGCAGCGAUUUUCCGAUCCUGUGCAGUGUGGCCCCUCCAUACCAGAUGGUGAUGCGACCAGUUAGAAUGCUCUCUACAGUACAUCUGUAAAAAUUUACUGGUGUCCUUAGUGACCAGCAAAAUCUGAAACUGCUAAUGAAUUAUGGCAGCUGAUGUGCCUUGUGUGUAGCUGCAUCAACAUGUUGACCUGUGAAAGCAAAGACCAUUAAUGUCACUGAAGAGAAGUUGCAUAAGCACUUCUGUCAAAUAAACAUGUAGGGUGCAGGGGAACGAGAAUGGCGGGACAGCUGGGCGCUGACAUUUAGACAAGGACACUGGCAGCACACAUGGUUCUAUUGACGCAGCAAAGAAUAGUUCCUCUUGCCCACUGUGACGUGACCAACGAAGAACACAAAUGCAAUGUUUCCAUCACCUAAUCCAGUGGGUUUGAGAAGCCACCAAUUCUGCCUGUUGCUCAGAACCCCAGAUGCAGCCUGUAUCAGUUUUAGAUGCAGUACCCUGCUCCCACCAGUUGAACUGUCUGCUCGUGUAUGAUGCGGGCAGGGGAGGAGGGUUGGGGUAUACUGCUGAAAUCUUUGAGUGUAUAAAUUGAUAAUACAGUAAAUGCAUAACAGAAUUGGGGUUGUUGUUUCCAGGUUGGUUGUGACCUGUUGCGAAAUUAAAUGGCUCCCUUGCCUUCUGAUAACCAUAGUUCAAAGGAGGUGGUUGUGAACGUUGAUUUCGCUUACUGUAAAUUCUCCCACCCUUUGUUUUUCCAUUCCCCAUUGCAGCUCUCCUCUUCUCCUCACUUGUGUAUUUGCUCCUGGUUCCCCCCUCCUUCCCUUUGUCCCGUGGUCCACUUGUGUCCUAUCAGAUUCUUCCGUCAGCACACUAUUUCUUCCACCUAUCACCAUCCAGCUUCUUACUUCAUAAGAGCGUAACUAGGAGUAGGAGUCGGCCAUCUGGUCUGUUCAGCCUGCUCUGCCAUUCAGAUCAUGGCGGGUCUGGCCAUGGACUCAUCUCCACCCCCCUGCCUUUUCCCCAAAACCCUUAAUCCCUCUACUAUGCAAAAGUAUCUAUCCAACCUUGUCUUAAAUAUAUUUACUGAGGUAGCUUCCACUGCUUCAUUGGGUAGAGAAUUCCACAGAUUCACCACCCUCUGGGAAAGGUAGUUCCUCAUCUCAUUUCCAUCCUAAAUCUACUCCCCCGAAUCUUGAGGUUAUGUCUCCUAGUUCUAGUCUCACCUACCAGUGGAACCAACUUUCCUGCCUCUAUCUUACCUAUCCCUUUCAUUGUUUUAUAUAUUUCUAUAAGAUCUCAUCUGAUUCUUCUGAAUUCCAGUAAGUACAGUCCCAGGCAACUCAAUCUUCCUCAUAGUCUAACCCCCUCAUCCCUGGAAUCAACCUGGUGAACCUCCUCUGUACCACCUCCACAGCCAGUAAAUCCUUUUUCAAGUAAGACCAGAACUGCACACAGUACUCCCAAGUGCAGCCUCACCAGAACCCUGUACAGUUGCAGCAUAAACUCUCUGCUCUUAAAUUCAAUCCCUCUAGCAAUAAAGGCCAGCAUUCCAUUCGCAUUCUUGAUAGCCUGCUGCACCUGCAAACCAACCUUUUGAUACAUGUACACGCACUCCCAAGUUCCUCUGCACAGCAAAAUGCUGCAAUUUUUUAACAUUUAAAUGAUAAUCUGCUCUUUCAUUUCUCCUUCCAAAGUGGAUGACCUCGCAUUUACCAACACUGCCAGACCCAUGCCCACUCAAUCUAACUAUAUCUCUCUGCACACUCUCUCUAUCUUCUGCACAAUUUAGUAUCAUCAGCAAACUCGGUCCCCUCUGCCAGACUGCUGAUGUAUAUAGUGAACAGUUGCGGGCCCAGCACCGACCCCUGAGACACACUGCUCACCAUGAUUGCCAAUCAGAGUAACACCCAUGUAUCCCAACUCUCUGCUUUCUAUUAGUUAACCAAUCCUGUAUCGCUGCUGAUAUAUCACCUCCAACUCUAUGCAUCCUUAUCUUAUGGACAAGUCUUUUAUGUGGCACCUUAUUGACUGCUUUCUGGAAAUUCAAGUAAAUAAACAUCCUUCUGUUCCCGUCUAUCCACUGCACUCAUUAGAUCCUCAAAGAACUUCAGUAAGUUUGUGAAACAGGACCUGCCUUUGCUGAAUCCAUGCUGUGUCUAAUGGAUCCACAUCUUUCCAGAUGCCUUGCUAUUUCUUAUUUAAUGAUAGCUUCAAGAAUUUUCCCAACUACAGAUGUUAAACUAACUGGCCUAUAGUUACGUGCCUUUUGUCUACAUCCUCUUUUGAACAGUGGCAUGACAUUCACCGUCUUCCAAUCCGCUGGGACCUGCCCAGAGAAUUUUGUAAAUCAUUCCAUCAGGACCAGGGGAUGUAUCUAACUUCAGGCCCACAAGUUUACUUAUCUCCCGCUAUCUUCCCACUUACCUGGUCUCAACUAUUACCUGCCAACUUGUACUCUUUCCCUUCCUCUUCCCCCCAUACCUUCCUAUUCUGGCUCCUUCCCCCUUCAUUUCCAGUCCUGGAAAGGGCUCAGAUUGAAAUGUCAGAUGUCCCAGAAGUGACCUUGAUUUUCUCUAGCACUGAUUUUGGAAAAGGGGGUUUUGCUUGGUUAAUAAAGCUAAUCUUAAGCUUAAAUCUUUUGAAUGGCAGAACUAAUUCUUGCUGUAAUGACAAGUGUUGCUUUAUCCAAUAUUAUUCCAACCUCUCUCCUCACACUAACUUCCAACUGGUUCCAAACGUUUUUUCAUAUGCUGCUCCCCAUGAUUUCCUGUCCUUUUCCUUCAAGUAGUGAUUUCAAAUCUGGAUCAUCUUUGAAGUUCUCCAAAGCCUUGGUCCUCUGCGCUUCCUCCAGCUCCACAAAACUGUUUCCUCUAUGCUUUCUGGCUGUGCGUGGGAAGGUGGUGGGAGUGAGGACAGGGGCUUGUUGUGUUGUUACCUCUGUUGAACACUAUGGGCGCGUUGUGUUGGCGCCAGAAAGUGUGGCGACACUUGCGGGCUGCCUCCAGCACAUCCUGAGGUUUGGUUGGUUGUUAAUACAAACAACACAUUUCACCAUGUUUCGAUGCAUGUGAUGCAUAAAUGAAUCUGAUUUUGACUCUCAAACCUUCCUAUUCCCUU